Messenger RNA from Abrus precatorius (Indian licorice), 2394 nucleotides. RefSeq lists its product as uncharacterized. The record is from RefSeq and is a predicted model, not a curated record. Gene Ontology annotation, molecular function: protein binding. Lineage: Eukaryota; Viridiplantae; Streptophyta; Magnoliopsida; Fabales; Fabaceae. The transcript has 12 exons. Bases 163 to 1857 code for a protein of 564 amino acids.
GGAUUUUACAAAUUGGGAGGAAAAUGAAUGGCCCCAACCUUCACGUUAUCCAUGCUUGGCACUGUCUCCCACAACACAUAACGACCUCUCGUUCCUAAUCCCAGAGCACCACAAUGUAAUAGUCUCACUCUCCACAGAACCCAAUUCACAACCGUCUCUGCUAUGACUCUGAACUUGUGCACUCCAUGCUUUUCUCGCUUACUUCAUCACCCUUCUUCUUCCUCUCUUCCCAAACUCUCCGAAACCUUCUUCGCCACAUCCUCACUCCCCAACCAAUCCAGAUUCCUCAACGCCAAAGCGUCCGUCAGCGAGAGCCACAAUGAAAUCUCUCACGACACUGCCUCCGAUUCCGACUCACUGGACCAACAACUCCUCCUCCGAGUCGCCGCAAACGCCAAAGACGCCGACGAGGCAUUACAGAUGAUCGCCAACACCUCUUCCCGAAACGACGGCGUCAUUUCCACCUCUGAUUGUUGCUCCAUUAUUUCCGCUGCUCUUAACCGCAAUAAUCCCCAACUCGCUUUGUCCAUUUUCUACGCCAUGCGCGCUAGUUUUCACCAAGUUGGCGAGAGUGGCAUUUCGGGGGAGAGAUGGAAGUGGUCGAGACCUAAUGCGCAUGUUUACACGUUGUUGAUUCAGGGUUUGGCGGCAUCGUUAAGGGUUUCUGAUUCUCUUAAGGUGAUUAAGUAUAUUUGUGAGGUCGGCGUUUCUACUGGUGAGGAGGUCCCUUUUGGGAAGAUAGUGAAGUGUCCUAGUUGUCGGAUAGCUGUUGCUGUUGCACAGCCACAGCAAGGUAUUCAGAUAGUAUCUUGUGCAAAGUGUCGCUACCAAUAUGAACUUGUAUCGGGUGACAUAGUCAGGAUUCAAUCAGAAGAAAUCAGCAUGGACAUUACGGCAUGGGAAAGGGGGUUAAGAUACCUGAAACUGAUGAAGCAAAGCAUUCCUGCUGCUGUUCAUUCUAUUGUGGUGCAGACCCCUUCUGGUAUGGCUCGCACUCACAGAUUUGCAACUGAGACAGUUGAUCUGCCAGCACAAGAAGGCGAAAGAGUAACUAUUGCUGUGGCAACUCCAUCAAAUGUUUAUAGGAAGGUGGGCCCCUUUAAAUUCAGUCCAAGGGCCCCCGAUUUCUAUCCUGGUGAGGCUAUGUGCAUAACAAACCACAAAGAUGGGCGGGAAUCACCACUUUUAAGAGCCCCAAGAAAAGAAGAAAAUUCAUCAUUACUCAAACCCUCUCUUCUCUUUCCACUUAUUGCUUUGCUGGCCACUGGUGAUGCUGCUUCAGGACUUAUUGACCCCAGCCUGCCCCAAUUCCUCUCAGUCGUUGCUAUUUCAACUCUUGUUGUUGGAUCUACUUUGAACUCCGUUGUUCUUCCCCAGUUUAAUCAGCUUCCACAGAAGUCAGUAGAAGCAAUUGCUAUCAAACAACGACUUCUAUCUCAAUAUGAUGUUCUUCUGUCUCGCAUCAAUGACCUAAAAGAAGCUGCUGAAAAAGAGAUUUGGAUGUUAGCUCGAAUGUGCCAACUUGAGAACAAAAUUUCAGCUGUUGGAGAACCUUCUUAUCGGAAUCGGAGAAGUAAAGUCAAAAGGGUGCGAGAGAGCCUGCAAAACUCCCUUAGGGGACGGAUUGAAUUGAUUGACAGCUAUGCUAGGAUUUCCUCGAUGAUUGAAAUUGAAGUGGAGAUGGAGACUGAUGUUCUAGCCGCUGAAACUGCCAGUAAUGUGGAUAGUAUCACAGAACAGAUAGAACAAAUCAUGGAGCUUGAAAAUUUGGAGGAGAGAUGGAAAAUACAAGCAGAAGCCAAUGAUGAGGCUGAAAGGCUUCUUAGUUCCCAGCCCAUGCCUUUGGAAGAAGUUUAAAGAUGUGUUUGGGUGCAUAUGGUUCGUGCCACUGCAUCAUUAGUUAAGCUUCACCUCACCUCCCACCUCGAUGAUCUUUUCUUGACUGAGCAAAAGAGAAGCAUCGCGACUCAGCACUGCCUUUUAGCAGGCAAGUUUUGAAACUUCGGUAUCUUGGAAGAAUCACCAUUAUGUCACGAGAAGGAAUGCAUUUUAUACGAUCAUAAAUGUGGGAGCGUUUGACAUCUAAUGCAAAUAUUUGUUGCCAUUGAAAUCCGUCCUCGCGGUUCUCAGUCAAAGGUAGAUAGAUAACUGCACACGGUGGUGUAAAUUCGUUGUUAAUUGUCUUGGUGAUAUUUUAUUAAUGAAGUGUCUCAUGUGAAAGCAUUAUCGUUAUUUGUUGUCAUUGUUGCAAUUUUUUUUUCAUAAUCGUUCCUAAGUCAAUACGGGAAACACCACCACUUCUGAGCAGCUGUUGUCCAUACUCUUUUGGAUGAUUUUAACUUGUUUUUAAUAAUAGUUUUUCAAUAUUUCUAAAAUAUAAAUGGAACAUUAUAG